AUGAUCGGAAGUGGGGAGGACUCAGUGCCCCAGUCCACAUCUGCCCCAGUCCCACAUCUGCCCCAGUCUCACAUCUGCCCCAGUCCCAUCUGCAUCUGCCCCAGUCUCGCAUCUGCCCCAGUCCCGCAUCUGCCCCAGUCUCGCAUCUGCCCCAGUCCCAUCUGCAGUCUGCCCCCAGUCUCGCAUCUGCCCCAGUCCCAUCGCCCCAGUCCCAUCUGCCCCAGUCUCGCCCCAGUCUCCACAUCUGCCCCAGUCUGCCCCAGUCUCACAUCUGCCCCAGUCUCGCCCCAGUCUCGCCCCAGUCUCACACAUCUGCCCCAGUCCCACAUCUGCCCCAGUCCCACAUCUCUGCCCCAGUCUCGUCAUCUGCCCCAGUCUCGCCCCAGUCUGCCCCAGUCCCACAUCUGCCCCAGUCUCGCAUCUGCCCCAGUCCUCACGCCCCAGUCUCACAUCUGCCCAGUCCACAGUCCCCAGUCCCGCAUCUGCCCAGUCCACAUCUGCCCCAGUCCCGCAUCUGCCCCAGUCCCGCAGUCUGCCCCAGUCUCGCAUCUGCCCCAGUCCCAUCUGCCCCAGUCUCUGCCCCAGUCUCCAAUCAUCUGCCCCAGUCCCGCAUCUGCCCCAGUCUCACAUCUGCCCCAGUCUCGCAUCUGCCCCAGUCUCGCAUCUGCCCCCAGUCCCAUCUGCCCAGUCUCGCAUCUGCCCCAGUCUCGCAUCUGCCCCAGUCCCACAUCUGCCCCAGUCUCGCAUCUGCCCCAGUCCCGCAUCUGCCCCAGUCUCUGCAUCUGCCCAGUCCCGCAUCUGCCCCAGUCUCUGCAUCUGCCCCAGUCUCGCCCCAGUCUGCCCCAGUCCCACUGCCCCAUCUGCCCCAGUCUCGCAUCUGCCCCAGUCUCGCAUCCCCAGUCUCUGCCCCAGUCUCGCACAUCUGCCCCAUCUCGCCCCAGUCUCCACAUCUGCCCCAGUCCCACAUCUGCCCCAGUCCAACAUCUGCCCCAGUCCCACAUCUGCCCCAGUCUGCCCCAGUCCCAUCUGCCCCCAGUCCACAUUCUGCCCCAGUCCCACAUCUGCCCCAGUCUCACAUCUGCCCCAGUCUCGCAUCUGCCCCAGUCCCCAUCUGCCCCAGUCUCACAUCUGCCCCAGUCUCGCAUCUGCCCCCAGUCCCACAUCCCCCAGUCCCACAUCUACGCCCCCCCAGUCUCCCUCACAUCUGCCCCAGUCCCGCAUCUGCCCCAGUCUCACAUCUGCCCCAGUCUCCACAUCUGCCCCAGUCCCGCAUCUGCCCCAGUCCCACAUCUGCCCCAGUCUCCAACAUCUGCCCCAGUCCAACACCAGCCCCAGUCCCACAUCUGCCCCAGUCCACACUCCCCAGUCCAUCUGCCCCAGUCUCACAUCUGCCCCAGUCUCCAGCCCCAUCCUCUGCCCCAGUCCCGCAGUCUCACAUCUGCCCCAGUCUCACAUCUGCCCCAGUCCCACAUCUGCCCCAGUCUCCCCAUCUGCCCCAGUCCCACAUCUGCCCCAGUCCCACAUCUGCCCCAGUCCCACAUCUGCCCCAGUCCAACAUCUGCCCCAGUCCACACAUUUACCCCAGUCCCCAGUCCCACAUUUACCCCAGUCCCAUAUCUGCCCCAGUCCUACAUCUAUUCUACCCCAGUCCCAUAUCUGUCCCAAUUCACGCCAGCCCCAGUCCCACAUCUGCCCCAGUCCCACAUCUGCCCCAGGCUCACAUCUGCCCCCAGUCCCACACCAGCUCAGUCCCGUAUCUACCCCAAUCCGUGCGAGCCCCUGUCCUACAUUUACCCCAGUCUCACAUCUACCCCAGUCUCACACAAGCCCCAGUCCCGCACCAUCCCCAGUCCCACAUCUGCCCCAGUCCCACAUUUACCGCAGUCGCACAUCUGCCCCCAGUCCCACACCUACCCCAAUCCGCGCGAGCCCCAGUCCUACAUUUACCCCAGUCUCACAUCUACCCAGGCGCCACAUUUACCCCAGUCCAACAUCUACCCCAGUCCUACAUCUGCCCCAGGCUCACAUCUGCCCCAGGCCCACACCAGCUCAGUCCCGUAUCUACCCCAAUCCGCGCGAGCCCCAGUCCUACAUUUACCCCAGUCUCACAUCCACCCAGGCACCACAUUUACCCCAAUCCACACAAGCCCCAGUCCAAGAUCUACCCCAGACACACAUCUACCCCAGACACACAUCUACCCCAGACCCACAUCUGCCCCAGUCCCACAUUUACCCCAGUACCACAACAGCCCCAGGCCCACAUUUACCGCAGUCGCACACACGCCCCAGUCCCAGAUCUGCCCCAGUCCCACAUUUACCCCAGUCAAACAUCUACCCCAGUCCUGCACCAGCCCCAGUCCCACAUUAGGCCAGUCCCACAUCUGCCCCAGUCCCACAUCUGCCUUACACCAGCCCCAGUCCAACAUUAGGCCAGUCCCACAUCUACCCCAGCCUCACACUAGCUUCAGUCUCUCAUCUACCCCAGUCCUACAUUUACCCCAGUCAAACAUCUACCCCAGUCCCACAUCUGCCUUACACCAGCCCCAGUCCCACAUUUGCCCCAGUCCCACAUUUACCCCAGUCCCACAACAGCCCCAGUCCCACAUUAACCGCAGUCGCACGUCUACCCCAGUCCCACAUUUACCCCAGUCCCACACCAGCCCCAUCCCCAGAUCUGCCCCAGUCCCACAUUUACCCCAGUCCUACAUCUACCCCAGCCUCACACUAGCUUCAGUCUCUCAUCUACCCCAGUCCCACAUCUGCCUUACACCAGCCCCAGUCCCACAUUUGCCCCAGCCUCACAUUUACCCCAGCCUCACAUCUGCCCCAGUCCCACAUCUGUCUGUGCAGCUCUGA
Boleophthalmus pectinirostris (great blue-spotted mudskipper) is the source of this 2856-nucleotide messenger RNA. RefSeq lists its product as uncharacterized. The record is from RefSeq and is a predicted model, not a curated record. The transcript has 2 exons. Bases 1 to 2856 code for a protein of 951 amino acids. NCBI's taxonomy places the organism in Eukaryota, Metazoa, Chordata, Actinopteri, Gobiiformes, Gobiidae.